Messenger RNA from Saccharomyces eubayanus, 3747 nucleotides. RefSeq names its product Her1p (gene HER1). The record is from RefSeq and is a predicted model, not a curated record. The transcript has a single exon. NCBI's taxonomy places the organism in Eukaryota, Fungi, Ascomycota, Saccharomycetes, Saccharomycetales, Saccharomycetaceae. Bases 1 to 3747 code for a protein of 1248 amino acids.
AUGAGCUCCAAGUUAAACUACGCAGAUAUCGACGUGCCACUGGAUUGGCUGUAUAAGGGCAAACGAAGAAGUAAGACGAGGAAUGUGAACUCCACGCGUGCCUCAGACCCAGCGCCUCCUUCCAGCAGGAAAAGUUCGACUCCAAAGGCGAAUCCCACUCCUACUGCUACUCCCGCUGCUACUCCCACAUUCGCAGCCGCCCCUCAAGGGCCCUCGACUGAGCAGAGUGUAAAGAAUGAGCCAUCUAAAUCUAAACCGGCGGUGCUCCCAGGCAAACCUCCGCAACAGGAACAACGAGGUGCUAGAAGGACACGUUCCCACUCGGUGUCAUAUGACGUUUUGAAAAAAAACGCUCAAGAGGCCACCUCAGACUCUCCAAAGAUAUCCCGAGUCAGAACUGCACAAGAUCAACCUGCCAGAGAAACGAAAAAUAUUGCCGUUCCGGAGUCCAUAGCUUCAAAAAAGGGAAGAACUCGUUCUUCGUCUAUAUCUACUCCUUUGAAUGAACGGUCCAAGAAAUCUCUAUUUGGUUCUUUGUUUGGAAGAAGACCCUCCACUACGCCUUCCCUCAGCACCGAGAAACCAGCGUCUUCUCAAAAUGACAGCAAAAAGAGUUCAGAGCUCUUCCCCAUAGACACUAAACAGCCGAAGAAUUCCACCCCCAGUAAUACGCCUGUUACCGCCUCUUCCAAACCGGCUAGUUCUGGCAGUAGCAGGCAUCGUAGCAGCUCCAUCACUUCAAAGUUGUUAAGCAUCCCACACAACAUAUUGGAGGGCUCUUCCUCGGAUUCUAACCAUCAUCAUCACCUUAAUGGUCAUGGAAAUGACCAGGAUUCGCCGUUACCAGCAGAGUCUCCAGAUUUGCCGCCCAUUCUGGAAAGAAGCACCACCCAGCAGUUAAAGAAACUAUCCGACGUCGAUCUGAGGAGGGUUACAAUAGCCGUUCAAGAGUUCGACGCGGAUCCUCCACAGCAACUACCUUCGAGAAAACCUAAAAGGGGCGACGUCUUGAUCCCAGAAGAUAUGGUAAGCGCACCCCCAUUGAUCUCCCUAGGUAUCACAAACAGUGGCGAUCAAACGACUUUCCAAUCAAGCGCCUCCGCUUUGUAUACUAAGGACUCUAAAGAAUAUAAAGCCGCUCUAGAACACUACAAGAAAGCAGCCAAAGAAGCCGAAAAACAUCAAAAGGACGCAUAUUAUGUCGCGGAACGCAUGGCUCAAGAAGUGGCAAACUAUAAGGCCAAGCAAUCGAAACUCUCUUCACUGUCCUCCGUUGCAACUUCGCCAGCAGAUUCAUUAGCGGAUCAGGAACCCUCUUCCAUAGACACUAAGGCUUCUAAACUCCAUAUCGAUAAACCCAUCAAUGCAGGCGCACAUCCUUUUGAAACUCAGCAUAAUGGUAACGCCGGACUCCCCUCUAGUGCAGAACAAACUUUGGACGUAUCCUACACUAGAUGUUGUCAUUUAAGGGAGAUUCUACCGAUACCUUCCACUUUGAGACAGGUUAAAGGUAAAACUGCUCCCCUACAGACUUUAAAGUUUUUGAAUCCAAAACCAACUCUAGUGGAUAUUUUAUCAUUUUGCGACUUUAUUGCCAUAACUCCGAUACAUAACAUUGUCUUUGACAAUGUGUCCCUAACUCAUGAUAUGUUUAAAAUUGUCAUUUGUUCUUUAGCAACUUCUCCAGUCGUAGAGAAAUUGGGGUUAAGAAACGUUGUGAUAAAUGAACAAAGUUGGAAACUACUUUGUAAGUUUCUACUGCAAAAUAAAACUUUAAUUAAACUGGAUAUUUCUCAAACUAAAGCAAGAUCGGAUCUAAGUGAUUCAAACUACAGAGACCAAAUGGAUUGGGAAUUAUUUUGUCAAGUGCUCAGAAAGAAAGACGGUAGACCUUUGGAAGAACUACUUUUGAAUGGGCUAAGGUUCGACAAGAUGCCGUUCGACUAUUACAAAAAUGUUUUACAGACAUUCGCUCAAAUGAACCCUGAGAAUCCUAUUCGUCUUGGGAUGGCUAACGUAGAGUUCUCCACUCAAUGUUUCGAUUUUCUCUUUGAUUGGAUGUCUCAAUACAACGUUCAGGGAGUAGAUUUGGCCUACAAUAAUUUAGAAACUUUGGUGAAACCAAUGAUCGAAAAACUGGCUAGAUUGCCUUACAAACGCCUAGAAUAUUUCACACUUAAUAGCACUAAUAUCACCUCUGUUGAUGAUAUGUCCUCCAUUUUGAAAUAUCUUUCAAGAUUGCCUAGCAUCAAAUUCCUUGACUUGAGCAAUUUACCAAUGUUGUUCCCAAGUAUUUUAAAAUCUGAUUACAAGUACUUGCCUCAAUUUCCUCAAUUAAAACGUGUUCACUUUGAUUUCAACGAUCUUUCUGUAAAGGAAACAACAAUGCUCGUGAACAUAUUAGCCAAGUGUGAAACCUUGUCCCAUGUCUCGUUAAUUGGUCAAAGUCCCAUGCCCGACGCCGAUAAAAUCUCUGUCGAAAGUGAUGAUUCUGAAAAGGCAAAAGUUGAAAAGAAAGAACAAGUUUUAUUCCUUAGAAAUACAUUGUGGGCUUCCCUGUAUGCUUUUGUUAGGGAUUCUCAUAAUUUAGUUAGUUUGGAUAUUGACUAUGAUGAAAUACCGGACGAAAUCCAAUCAAGAGUCGCUUUAUGUUUAAUGCAUAAUAUGAAAAGAAUUAUGGACUCUAGCUUUAAAUUGGACGAAUUGACUGUGCAAGAUGAUUUGAUAUUUGAUGGUUCUUUAAUAACAGAAAGUGCAGAAGAAGUUUUAAAGAGACUAAAUGAUAACUCCUUGCUUCAAAAUGACGUUGGAAGGAAAUAUCUCUUAAGAAAAUAUUUCGAAAAAAUGGAAAAAGUACAUCACAAUGUUCAGCAUACUAUCGAUUCUAUGUUUGAGAAAAGAGAAUCCGAUGAACUACCACUACAAGAAAAGGAGAACUUACUGCGGUUAUUAUUACUUGAGAAAAAUUUAUCAAAUAUUCUUGAAAUAUUUGCCUCUAUGCCCAAUAUAGCAGAUGUCGUGCCAUUUUCAAAGACUGACAACAGUUUCCCAGAUAUCAGAGAUAGCACCGGCAAUUCCGGUUACAACGAUGGUAUUCGCCCGUCUCUAAAACACUUGGAUUCUGACAGAUUAAUUAAUGAUGCUUCUGUUCCCGAAAACGAUUCAUCGAUCAGACCGCAUUUGAUGGCCACUGAUUCAGGACGUAUUAUCGAUGUAACCACCGGUAAAGCUCUUCUAUUUAAAAGCUCAUCGAACACUUCAUUGGCUGGUAAAAGACAAGAAGAAGAGGAAGGUGAAUUACACAAAUGGGGUGUCUUUGUUCAACAUCAAAGUUCAAGACAUAGUUCUAUGCCUCCUACUCCCACCAGCUCCUCGCGAAUUAGCGGUACAUCAACACCAGAUGGUGGAGCCGUAGACAGGAAGAAAGGGAAACCAGCUGAAGUAUCGAGUUCUAGGCCAAAAAUAUUACCAAAGAUACCUACGGGUACUGAACUGAGAGACGCGAUUAUCAAAGCCAAGGGUAUUAAUUCCGUUGAUGACUUGAUUAAAAACGUGACCUCUGAAAAAGUUGGUUUGGAAUCAUUAUACGGUGACGAAUUGAACACCAGAAGCCCAAGCAAUGAAAGUCUGCAGGAAUCACAGCAAAAAGUGCAUUUGCAAAGGCCACCCAUUGAAGAUGAAACUGUGACGAAGAAAUAUGACAAACUAUUGAACGAUUUAUCCAAUGUUCGUCACAGCAAAAGCUAA